Marmota flaviventris (yellow-bellied marmot) is the source of this 2777-nucleotide messenger RNA. The record is from RefSeq and is a predicted model, not a curated record. Lineage: Eukaryota; Metazoa; Chordata; Mammalia; Rodentia; Sciuridae.
CCUUUUACUUUCAGAGCUGAGCUACGCCUGGAUCUUCAACGAAUACCCUUCCUAUCAGGAUAACCGCCGUUUCGUGUCUCAAGAGACCGGGAAUCUGUACAUUGCCAAAGUAGAAAAAUCAGAUGUCGGGAACUAUACCUGUGUGGUCACCAAUACCGUGACAAAUCACAAGGUCCUGGGGCCGCCUACACCUCUGAUAUUGAGAAAUGACGGGGUGAUGGGGGAAUACGAGCCCAAAAUCGAAGUGCAGUUCCCAGAGACCGUCCCGACUGCCAAAGGAGCCACCGUCAAGCUAGAGUGCUUUGCUUUAGGAAACCCGGUGCCAACGAUCGUCUGGCGAAGAGCCGACGGGAGGCCCAUCGCCAGGAAAGCCAGAAGACACGAGUCCAAUGGAAUUCUCGAAAUUCCCAAUUUUCAGCAGGAGGAUGCCGGCGUCUACGAAUGCGUGGCCGAGAACUCCAGGGGCAAAAAUGUAGCCAGGGGGCAGCUGACUUUCUAUGCUCAACCUAAUUGGAUUCAGAAGAUAAAUGACAUCCACGUGGCCAUGGAGGAGAACGUGUUUUGGGAAUGUAAAGCGAACGGGAGACCCAAGCCCACGUACAGGUGGCUAAAGAACGGUGAACCACUGUUAACUCGGGACAGAAUUCAAAUCGAGCAAGGAACGCUCAACAUAACCGUCGUGAAUCUCUCGGAUGCCGGGAUGUAUCAGUGUGUGGCAGAGAAUAAACAUGGAGUUAUCUUUUCCAGUGCGGAGCUUAGCGUAAUAGCAGCAGGUCCGGAUUUCUCAAGAACACUCUUGAAGAGAGUCACUCUCGUCAAAGUGGGAGGGGAAGUGGUCAUUGAGUGCAAGCCCAAAGCAUCUCCAAAGCCUGUCUACACCUGGAAAAAGGGGAAGGACCUAUUAAGAGAAAAUGAAAGAAUCACCGUCUCUGAGGAUGGAAACCUCCGAAUCGUCAACGUGACUAAGUCCGACGCUGGGAGUUACACCUGCAUCGCCACUAACCAUUUUGGAACUGCUAGCAGCACGGGAAACUUGGUGGUGAAAGAUCCCACCAGGGUGAUGGUCCCCCCUUCCAGCAUGGACGUCACGGUUGGAGAGAGCAUCGUCCUGCCAUGCCAGGUGACCCACGAUCACUCCCUGGACAUCGUCUUCACGUGGUCCUUUAACGGACACCUGAUAGACUUCGACCGAGACGGGGACCACUUUGAAAGAGUCGGAGGGCAGGACUCAGCUGGAGAUUUGAUGAUCCGAAACAUCCAACUGAAGCAUGCUGGGAAAUACAUCUGCAUGGUCCAAACCAGUGUGGACAAGUUAUCGGCUACAGCAGACCUGAUUGUAAGAGGUCCUCCGGGUCCCCCAGAGGCCGUGACCAUAGACGAGAUCACGGACACCACUGCCCAGCUGUCCUGGAGACCCGGGCCUGACAACCACAGCCCCGUCACCAUGUAUGUCAUCCAAGCCAGGACUCCGUUCUCCGUGGGCUGGCAGGCAGUCAGUACAGUCCCAGAACUCAUUGAUGGGAAGACAUUCACAGCGACGGUGGUGGGCUUGAACCCUUGGGUCGAAUACGAAUUCCGGACCGUCGCAGCCAACGUGAUUGGCAUCGGGGAGCCCAGCCGGCCCUCGGAGAAGCGGAGGACGGAAGAGGCCCUUCCUGAGGUCACCCCGGCCAACGUCAGCGGUGGUGGAGGAAGCAAAUCUGAACUGGUUAUAACGUGGGAGACGGUGCCCGAGGAGUUACAGAACGGCAGAGGCUUUGGGUACGUGGUAGCCUUCCGGCCCCAUGGGAAGAUGAUCUGGAUGCUCACGGUGCUGGCCUCGGCCGAUGCCUCCAGAUACGUGUUCAGGAAUGAGAGCGUGCGCCCCUUCUCUCCCUUCGAGGUUAAAGUGGGCGUCUUCAACAACAAAGGAGAAGGACCCUUCAGCCCCACCACCCUGGUGUAUUCUGCGGAAGAAGAACCCACCAAACCACCGGCCAGUAUCUUUGCCAGGAGUCUUUCUGCGACUGAUAUUGAAGUUUUCUGGGCCUCCCCGCUGGAGAAGAAUAGAGGACGGAUCGAAGGUUAUGAGGUUAAAUACUGGAGACACGAUGACAAAGAAGAAAACGCUAGGAAAAUUCGCACAGUGGGCAAUCAGACAUCGACCAAAAUCACCAAUUUAAAAGGCAGCGCCCUGUAUCACUUGGCUGUCAAGGCGUAUAAUUCGGCUGGGACGGGUCCCUCCAGCGCCACCGUCAACGUCACCACCAGAAAGCCACCACCCAGCCAACCUCCCGGAAACAUCAUAUGGAAUUCAUCGGACUCCAAAAUUAUCCUGAAUUGGGAUCAAGUGAAGGCCCUGGAUAAUGAGUCGGAAGUCAAAGGAUACAAAGUCUUGUACAGAUGGAACCGACAGAGCAGCACAUCUGUCAUCGAGACAAAUAAGACCUCGGUGGAGCUCUCGCUACCUUUCGAUGAGGAUUACAUCAUAGAGAUUAAGCCGUUCAGCGACGGAGGCGACGGCAGCAGCAGUGAGCAGAUUCGAAUCCCAAAGAUAUCAAAUUUCUAUGCCAGAGGCUCGGGGGCUUCCACUUCGAACGCGUGCACCUUAUCGGCCAUCAGUACCCUCAUGAUCUCCCUCACAGCCAGGUCUAGUUUAUGACAAACGGUCUCUAAAGGACUUGCUGUUUAUACUCUAAGCAACAUUUAGCUAGUUGUUUUGAAGACACCCAGUACUAAGUAAUAUUGUUGUUCGAGUACAUCUUAUUACUGGAAAAAAAAAUGUUUUUUGCUUCUUU